AUGCGUGACGCCGGUCCUGACUGUCCAAGUUACACUUUGCCGGUUGCUGAGACGUCUGUUGUGAAUACCUACAAAAGUCUGACGUAUGUUGCAUGUCACCCUACUGAGGCUAUUGUUGCCACGGGCAAUGCGAUGGGUGAAAUUAUGAUUUGGUGGAAUCUGACCACUUCACCGUCCUCUCUGUACGAAGGCAUGCAUCUUGAAGGUCAGGAGGACGAUGAUGGUGAUGAUGGUGGUAUUUGCAGUUAUGGAGAAUCGGAAUCUGACGUAGGGCAUUUUCAUACCAUCAACAAGAAGUCCUGUUCUGGAUGGCGCUUGCUGCAUCCGAGGCACGUUAAGCGCUCUGGCAUGCAUUGGCACAACUUUGCUGUUACGGCUCUUGCCUUCACUUGUGAAGGAAAACACCUCUACAGUGGAGGUGUUGAGGGUGUUCUGGUGAAGUGGGACUUGACGGAUUGUUUUGGUGGCAUCAAGAACCGUCGAUUCCUUUCGAUGUUGAAUUCACCAAUCCAGGAAAUCAGCUCGUUGGGCGGCGAUUCGGGCGAUUGUGCGGUGGUUUUAUUAGAGAGAAAUUGCUUUCUAGUAGUGAACGGAGCUAUGCAAAUCAUUUACAAGCACUUUGGGAUUGACCAAACCCCUUGGCGCUGGCGGGCCUUCAGAGUGCAGCAGUCGGACCCACCCACAGCACUUGUUCUUCCAAGUCCCAAGAUUGUUGUUGAUUCUGGCCAAAACGACGGCGACAACAUGUCAGUCUCUCUUCUCCUCUCUGGCACGAUGGGAUGUCUGCAAGUGGUCGAGGCCGCCACCGCCAAAGUCCUCACUUCGAUGGAUGUGAACCAACGGCACUACGUGGUAUGUGACAGGGUGCCAGCACCGUUGGUUUCCGAAGUGCUUUUAGCUGAGGCAUGGCACAGCGGUGAGUGGGUUGCCACCUAUUCAGAGCUUCAGCUUCCCCGACUCCCCUUUCCGCGUCCCCACCUCGGCGGCCACAGCUUGGACAAUCAGGCCCAACUUGUCUGGUGGAAACGCAUGCGUUACGGUAGCCAAGAUGGCCCAUCCCUUGAUUUCAGAUAUGAGGCCAUUUACGGUGAACCAAUGGCUCAUCUAAACUGCCAAGCAACCGAUCUAAAGUUUACUCGACACCCUGAUGAACCACAGAGUUUCCAAACUCUGCUUAUUUUGCGUGACCAGCGAGUCCUUGUAUGGCAACAUAAUCUUGCGUCAGGCAAUGACCAAAGCGUUUAUAGAGUUUUCAUUGUGGGCUGCCGGCAAACCUGGCACCUUGUAAGGAUGUUAGAAGUGCAGACGUCUCAAAGACCUUGGAAGUUGACAUCUUGCGUUGCCUUGAACCCUGGUUUGCUAAUCAAUUUUGAGGUUAAGGAGUCUCCUCCUCCACCACCCUCCAAGCUCUGUAUCUUUAACAAAGAAGGGGUGUCUACGGGGAAGUUGAUGAGAAGUCGGGAAGAGGCACUUACGGCUUCGAAGGAGAAGCUUCGAAGCAUUGUGGUUUGUGCCACUGGUACAACCCUGACUUCCUUUAUGUGGAUUCGCUGGCGAUUAGGCUCCAUCGUGAUGGAGGAUAUGCUACCACUAUGUACAUAUCACUUUCCCUCUUGGUCCGACUGGAAGAUGAACACCUUUUCAGCCGAUGGGGUUGAGGUUUGCCAAUUAGCAAUACUGGACCCCGCUAAGUGUCUCUGUGUCGCCCUCCUCCGUCCAGCCUCCACCGAGAAGUCCAGUCGUAGCGACGCUAACGGUGCUCUCUGCCUUCUCUUUGUGGAUCGACGAGGCCGCCUGAUUCCUCAUUUCGGUGUCUUUGACCUCGCUCCCACUGGGGCCUUCGCCGUUAACCAAACGCCCGCUUUCGUUGCUGUUGGGACGAUGAAUGGGUCCUGUGUCGUGUACGAUGCUAAUCUUCAAGUGGUGGCUACUCUGCCCCAACUUCCUCUACUUCCCUUCUGUGACCGUCAGCGCCGCAAUACUAAAGAUGGUAAGCGAGGGCAGCUGGCUUCCACAUUGCCCGUGGCUCUAGUCUUCCUGCCGUCGAAGACAGAGACAAUACCACCUCUGGCUGCCGUCAUAGCCACGAUUCAGGGUCGCGAUGAAGGGCGUAGGGACUUGGCUGUGUAUAAUUUGGUGUCACCUCCUGUCUCGGUGGAAAUAUCUACGAGGUCACGGGCAGAGACGACAGGUCUCCUCUCUCGGGUGGAGCGCGUUGAAGAUGCCGAAAUGAUGGAGGGCGGAGAGGCGGUCGUGGGAGCCACAUCUCGCUUGGUCACGGACUUAGAGAUGGUGCGUACUCUGCGUCGAGUCGCUCAAUAUCCCGUGGAAGCUGCACCACCACCCGAGCAGCUGCUGGCCCAGCUUUUCAAGAAACCUGAGCUAUAA
This is a messenger RNA of Hydatigera taeniaeformis, 2388 nucleotides long. Lineage: Eukaryota; Metazoa; Platyhelminthes; Cestoda; Cyclophyllidea; Taeniidae. The record is from the annotation of a GenBank genome assembly.